Messenger RNA from Polychytrium aggregatum, 1153 nucleotides. RefSeq lists its product as uncharacterized. NCBI's taxonomy places the organism in Eukaryota, Fungi, Chytridiomycota, Chytridiomycetes, Polychytriales. The transcript is spliced from 2 exons. The coding region runs from base 45 to 863 and encodes 272 amino acids. The record is from RefSeq and is a predicted model, not a curated record.
ACAUCCCCGACCCAGCUCUGCGCGACCGCCUCGACGACGCCCAGAUGACGGCCCUCCGCACCAUGUUCCGCGUCGGCCCCGGCACUCCCGUCGGUGCCAUGCACCUCAACUGCGGCCUUCCCAAGAUGUCGGUCCGUGUCAAGAUGCUGGCCCUGCAGAACUGGGCCCGCUGGGACGACCAAGUCUCUGACGGCGACAAGAUGCUGUCGAUGAUCCUGCGCAACAAGAUCAUUGCGCCCUACCACCCCGACCAGUUCCUCGGCCAAGGAGUCCGAGCCGAUCCGCACUGGGCCAUGGUGGUCCGCCGACAAGAGGCCGACCACUCCCUCACGGCCACGGAGAUCUACCGAGGCAAGACCCGACACCAGCCGCCGCCGCCCGGACCGCCCCGACCCCAGCCCGUCCCGAUCAAGACCCUCAUCUUCGAGGACCACAUGAAGAACGGCUUCGACCGCUCCAAGCAGCUCACCGCCGCCUGCACCCCGUCGACCAAGAUGUCGGGACUCUGGGAGGCUCGCGGGUACCAAGGAUCCAUGAUCAUGCUCAUGUUCAUGGUCCGAUGGCGACUCGGUGCUCUCCCAGGCCACUUCAGAUUUGGCUACCGCAAGUGCAAGAACCUGGCUCGACACGGAUCCGGGAUCGACUUGACCAGGACCCACGCACAGCAGUGUGUGGAUCCGCAUCAAGUCCUGGUCCGCAAGGUCGCAGCCCUCAAGACGGCCCACCCGACUUGGGUGGAAAGUGUCGCACCCCUCCCGCACUUGGAUCACUUGCUGCUCAUGUACCCGCUCCCCGCACUGCCUUCCGAGCAUUCGCACUUGGUGCACACCCAGCACCACCACCCACUCCCACACCCAGUGUAGUCCCACCCUUGCAGUCUCUCCCUGCACCCUCAUCACAGCGUAGUAUAGUGUCAGCACUUGUCAUUCCUCCACCCCGACCCCCCCUCGAUCCUGCUGUUCCCUUGUGGGAACUGCUCGAAAAUGUGUUCACCCGCUUGGUCUCAGACCUUGUGGGCAGCUGAGGCAGCACUAGGCUGCAACAGGAGUAAAUAGGCUUGCCUGUGUACUCAACGUGCCGGGGUACCAACCUGUUGGACCUGAUGGCUUGUCUUCUUGAAUAAAGUUGACUAUAGUAACAAAAAAAAAAAAAA